Molecule: messenger RNA, 1710 nt
Organism: Falco peregrinus (peregrine falcon)
Lineage: Eukaryota; Metazoa; Chordata; Aves; Falconiformes; Falconidae
Gene: RAMP3
Product: receptor activity modifying protein 3
Exons: 4
Coding region: 126-596 (156 amino acids)
Biological process (GO): calcium ion transport; cellular response to hormone stimulus; receptor internalization
Cellular component (GO): signaling receptor complex; membrane; cell surface
Molecular function (GO): coreceptor activity
Source: RefSeq, a predicted model, not a curated record
CCCGGCCGCCGCGGCAUGAAGAGGAGCCUCCGCGGGGGCGGGGGCUGAGGCGGGCUCGGGCCUUGCGCGGCUGCGGAGCGGCCGCCCCAUGCGGGCUGCGACCCCCGCGGCCCCUCCGCGCCGGGAUGGAGGCGCCGGGCUGCCGCCGGCGGCAGCUCCCCGUCCUGCUGCUGUGGGUUAAUGGUCUAAUGACGCUUGGAUUCACAGGUGCACGUCAACAGACUCAUCUCUGCAAUGAAUCGCUCAUGUUAGAAAAGUUACCUGCCUGUGGAAAAUCAUUUGAAGAGAUGAUGAAGAAAGUGGACUCUAAAAAAUGGUGCAACCUGACAGAAUUUAUCAUGUAUUAUGACAACUUUACCCAGUGCACAGAACGUGAAGCCAACAAUGCAAGUUGCUUUUGGCCAAACCCCCUUGCAGAGGGCUUUAUCACUGGAAUUCAUAAACAGUUCUUUUCAAACUGUACUUCAGAAAAGGUUCACUGGGAAGAUCCACCAGAUGAAAUUCUCAUAACUCUGAUCUUGAUCCCAGUCAUGUUGACAUGUGCCAUGAUAACACUGGUAGUAUGGUGCAGCAAGAGAAGUGAUAUCCUGGUGUAAGUUGUUCCUCUGGGCUUUCUUUAUCUCCAAUUCCUUCAUCCAAAACCCCUAAGAGACGAAGAGAGAAACUCAACAUAAAGGUUUGAGAUCAACUGAAGUGGAACCUGUGAGAUACUGAGACAGAGGCAAUGCUCCUGUGAACAAUGAGCUGCCUGCUGCUGCUGCAGAAGUCACUGCUUUUGAGCUGGGCCAUUGGUGUUGCUGGUGCAAAGCUCUCUACUUCCAUGGGACCUCAUCAUCAUGGAAUUUACAGGCAGCUCCCAGAAACAGGAGAGCCUCUAGGCAAAUGGACCCGUUACCUGAAAAAAGGGUAAAGUUACUUUCCCAUGGGUAAAGCUGGUUGGUGAACUAGGUGUUGCGAAACUGCAUGUAGGUAUGGUGUUACUGACUGCAGGGGAGAUGAUAUCUCUUGAGUUUUUGUGCAGGACACUUGAGGUUUUCAUCUGUGAUCCCUGUAACUUAGAUCAUCACUGACGAAGGAACUGAACAUGGAUUUAACCAGGUGGCAGCUUUUCUGGAAGCUAGUCAAAAGCAUUAUCAAAACCUGGAAGUAUUGUCCUGGCAAAGGAACAAUUUAUGUGUCCAGUGACUAGCCCCAUGGGGGAAUUAUCAUGCCAUGUUAUAAAAUGGUUUAUAAAAUACCUUUAAGCAUGGCUACUUGGAAUUGUAUGGCUUACAAACAAACUCUGGGAAGAUAUGCAGGUCUUACUUUACAGAGCUGGAAAAUGUGAAAUUGGUUGAUUAUAAAUAUACUAAGGAGUAAUGAAGAAACUUUCAUAUGCCAGACUCUUUAUUUUUCCUCUUUUAUAAUUACUCCUGACGACUUGUGUUCACUGUAUACUCCCCACUCUCACUUCAAUUUAUGCAAGUGAUAUAUUACAAAUAAAUUUGAAGGUGUCAUGUUGACUGAGGUGCCUUUCAGAGUGUAAUUUUGUACAUAAAUAAUUAUUCAUCCUGUAAAGAGUGUGGGAACUAAUGUAUGAACAUCAAAGCUUGGAACAGACAUAGGAGGAAAAAGAAAAAAAUAUACUCAGAAAUCUUAUUCUAUAAAACUAUUCCUGUGUAACAGUUUAAGUAAAGUUCAUAUGCCCCAAAUAAAACAAACUUCUAUGUU